This is a messenger RNA of Chelmon rostratus (copperband butterflyfish), 4724 nucleotides long. RefSeq names its product growth arrest-specific 7b (gene gas7b). Gene Ontology annotation, cellular component: cytoplasm; plasma membrane; actin filament. The transcript is spliced from 14 exons. Lineage: Eukaryota; Metazoa; Chordata; Actinopteri; Chaetodontiformes; Chaetodontidae. The record is from RefSeq and is a predicted model, not a curated record. Gene Ontology annotation, biological process: actin filament polymerization; neuron projection morphogenesis. The coding region runs from base 218 to 1645 and encodes 475 amino acids. Gene Ontology annotation, molecular function: actin filament binding.
CUGGAGGAGCAGAGCGGAGAGGGGCGUCCUGACAGCAGGAGGAGGAGAACCUGCUCAGCAACUUCACGCAAGUUUCACUCCGCUUCUGUGCUCCACGAGCCGCGGCCGACACCGCCGAAAGAAACACCCCCGACUUCACUCUAAAAGUUCCCUUUUUACCUCCGAGGAGCGGACCGACCAUCACCACCGCCUGGCCGAGGAGCUGCGCAGACCGGCGAUGUCUGGGUCGUACUGCAAAAGUUUGUACCCGUUCAGCGGGGAGCAGCACCAGCAGGGACUGAGCUUCGAGGCCGGGGACAUUAUUAAAGUGGUCCAGGCUCUGCCCGGAGGCUGGUGGGAGGGAGAGAGGGAUGGAGACAGGGGAUGGUUCCCGUCAAGUUAUGUCCAGGUCCUGGAGAGGACAGCAUCUCUGAGUCAGCUCCCUGUUGAGGACCUCAGAGACCCCCUGCCUCCUCAGUGGAGGUGCUACAUGUCUCCACAAGGGCGGCGAUACUACGUCAACACCACGAGCAACGAGACGACAUGGGAGAGGCCGUCAAGCACGCCUGGGACUCCCAAGAUGUCCCUCCGACACAAGAACUCCCUGCCUGCAGUGAAUGGAUUUCACUCAGGUGGUAGCCCCUUGCAUCAUGUGGAGCAUUCACACAACAGUCUGGUUAGGAAGAGCAGUACGGAGCCACAGCAGAGCCCGGGAUCAACGUCGCCCACCAGGAAACAGAACAAGGAGACCACGGUCACGAUUAACUGUGUGACGUUCCCAUCUCCUGUGUGCAUGCCGGAGCAACAGCUGCUGAAACCAAACGAAUGGAGCUACUGUGAUUACUUCUGGACUGAUAAGCGGGAUACCCAGGGCAAUGGCUGCAUCACAGGAUUUGAGGUUUUGCUGCAGAAACAGCUGAAGGGGAAACAGAUGCAGAAAGAGAUGGCCGAGUUCAUACGAGAAAGGAUAAAGAUAGAAGAGGAGUAUGCCAAGAAUCUCUCCAAGCUCUCCCAGAUCCCUCUAGCGAGCCAGGAAGAAGGGACUCUGGGGGAGGCUUGGGCUCAGUUGAAGAAGAGCCUGGCAGACGAGGCUGAGGUUCACCUAAAGUUCUCCUCAAAGCUCCAGAGUGAAGUGGAGAAGCCCUUUCUGACCUUCAGGGAGAACUUUAAAAAGGACAUGAAGAGGUUCGACCAUCACAUCGCCGACCUGCGGAAGCAGUUGGUUGGUCGCUACGCAGCCGUGGAGAAGGCCCGUAAAGCUCUGGCCGACAGACAGAAGGAGCUGGAGCUGAAGACUCAGCAGCUGGAGAUCAAGCUCAGCAACAAGAUUGAGGAAGACAUCAAGAAGGCACGCAGGAAAUCCACGCAAGCAGGAGACGAUCUGAUGCGCUGCGUCGACCUUUAUAACCAGUCUCAGUCCAAAUGGUUUGAGGAGAUGGUCACCACAAGUCUGGAGCUGGAGCGUCUUGAGGUGGAGCGGGUGGAGAUGAUCAGACAGCAUCUGUGUCAGUACACCACCCUUCGGCAUGAGACGGACAUGUUCAACCAAAGCACGAUGGAGCCGGUGGACCAACUCCUGCAGUGCGUGGACCCGGCCAAAGACAGAGAGCUGUGGGUGCGGGAGAAUAAGACUGGAGAGAUCAGGCCAGUGGACAUAGAGAUCUGACCUCAGCGCUGUCUGACGGCUCUGCAUAUGCACACUUUUACUCCCGAGCUCACACUCAGACACACGGACCUGCAGGCUACAUGCCUGUAAUCUGUGCUGGGAUCCUCACUCCCCCCACUGAUCCACCUGUGACUCCUAAAAGCAAGCUGCUGAGGAUGAUGUCAGUACUUGGGGAGUUUAGUGAGAACCCUGAGCGAUGAAUGAAGAUGUCAGAUAACGACAGGUCGUAGCUUCCUGUUAUGAUGCUGAUGCCCAGCUGAGACGGCGCAGGAAAAUGGGAACUAUGAGUGUGAAUUGUGAGGCGAUUGAUCAAGAAGCAACAACAAUGAACAUAUAACACCUGUAAAUGUUGAACAGCUUUAUGUCAUGCAGCAGUGUAAAGCUGCAGUUUGUGUGUGCUUUUGCUCUGUGGGGUAAUUCUCUGGUUCACUUGUGUGUUGAUGCACAUGUGACUUCAGAACCGCAAGUUGUUGGCAAAAAAUAUUUAACAGAUGCUGCUAAGCAAGAAGCAUUCUGGCUGAGAGUGUUACAUUACUGUGUCCCAGAAUAAGACUAUUAGUAUUAGUAUUUUAGUAUUUUAAUACUAAUAUCCACCAUGUGCAGGUAUUGAGAUUUUGCUAAGCCCCACCCCUUGGCUACUGUUGCUACGCCUGUCAAGAAUGCCAUUCUGGCACGCUACAGAUGGAGCUUCCAAAAAUAUAAAAAAUAAUCUUUUAACUUGUGAAUUUCGUUAACUGAAAUGACAGCUGUUGCUAGCAGACUUCAUUUGCUGUAAUUAGCUUGCGUAAGCUUCUGCUAAUGAUAAAAAUCUGUCAGCAGCUGACUGAGAAGUUUCCAAUUUGUCUUAAAAAGAGAAGCCUCUCAAAGGGUCUUAAAUGCGCACAUGAUGGCUACAUACAUGAUGUCAAAAGAGCUAUGGCUAAAGCUAACAUCCUCAAAAGCUCAUGAUCCAUGUAGAAAACAUUGAAAUAAAGUGUUAAUUGUACAGCAUGUGCAAAAAAAUAUGAUUCGUUUCAAUAUAAGCCUUGGAUGGUUUGGAUGCUUACAAGUUUUUUUUAACAGUAGGUUUCAUACAGAACACAAGUUUGAUUCGAUUGUUUUGAGUGCAAACUUUCCCAAAACAUGUGAAGAGCUGCUAACCUUACUCUAAAUUCUGAUACAGUAGCACCACUGAAGUGGAUAUUCCGGUCCUGAACAGCUGUUCUUCUAAUGCCACCUGUAAAAUUACAUGUCAGCAGAAUUUGCUAAUCACAUGCCCCUUGUUUAUGGAAAUGAUGCCACGUGUCUACCGGGGGUAUUAAAGCCAACGUUAGGUAGUAACAUCGUUAAGGUUGGAGCUUACACCACAGCAGAUAAACACACUGUUUAAUCCAUUCCUCACAGCCUUAGCUACGGUUGCUACGGUAGGAUUGUCAGUGAUUGACAGAAAUUUGUUUGGGGUCUAGCAAAUGGUCAAUUGCUGAGAACGAAAAUCACAAAUCAUAUUUGCAUCUCUGAAAAACGUAUGAAAUCUAAAGCUCGAGAACACUCAGUUUCAUUUCCACCCGUCUGACUUCAUUCCUAAUCACAUCUGAAAAUCAUACAAUUGCACUUUAUACCCAAAUGAUUUUUAAUAGAUAUACUGUAAGUUGCUGUUCGUAUGGAAACUAUUCUAAAGAGAACUUUGUUCCACAUUUUAUUACUGAGUUGGGAGUGUGGCGGUUAUGUUCACAGGCAGCCUGGUGUAAAUAUAUGGGAUGUGUGAUUUGCAAUGACAGGAGGCAGUAGAGUGAAGGAUGUAAAAUACAAUAAAGAGUAGAAUCUUACACAAAGACAGUUGGUAUACAGUUUGGUACUGUUAAUAUAUGAAAUGUACAAAGUGUUUUAUAUGCAGUAGAAACAGCAGUAUUCUACUUCAGUAUCUACAGUUUGAGUUGCUUCAGUUGGAUUCAGUGUCAGUGCUGCUGCCUGCAGGCGUUCAGUGUUGCACAAAUUGCUCUUUCACCACCACGUCUUGAUCAGUAUUACUGCCGAGCAUUACUUGACUAUUGAGAGAAGAGGACUGAGACGCUUUUGUACAUUAACAGCUAAAGGUUGGCGUUUUUCAUUAAUAAAAGGAAAAUAUGUAUCUUAUGUCACAACGUGCUCCUUUCUGGUGUGUUUUCGGCUUCCUGCGUGACGCUUUUGCGCGGAAAAAGAGAAACGUGUCAUAAAUGAUAAAAAGUCUUUUAUUCCCUAAAAAACACAUUCAACAUUAAGAUGGUUCGGGCCAAGCCUGGGUACAGGUCCAGGCAGUGAUACAGAUGAGGUUAAAGUUCAGACAGAUACACUUGGAUACAUGACACUGCAUUUCUUAUUAUUGGCCUAAAAUAACCAAUGUGUUGACGGCACCUUGUUGCAUAUCUCACCUGGUAACGCUUCAUGAUAGUCAGUUACAAAUCACUUCAAUAUAUGUCAAUCCUUUUAUAGAAUUUAGAUUAAAUUUGUUGUUCAUAAUUCACUGACAGCUCUUGAAUGACUUGUUCCAGUACAGUUUUCCACAUAUAAUCAGUUUUACAUACAAAUAUCACAUUAUGCAGUGUAUAAAAAGUGUAUUGGAUUAAAGCUGGAGUGUGUUAUUAAAGCUGUGCAGUCAUAACAAAGAGAGAAAGGGCUGAGUACAUUGUAGAAAGACUGAAUGGGAACGUACAGUACGCACAGACAGGCGACGCACACCGAAUGGUUCGUCUCUGACCUGAAUGUGUUGUGAAGCUGAUUUCAGCCUCACUUCAUACUGUACCGCGCAUCGCUCCUUCAAAAGACAUCAGAGCCAGGGUGACGGCGCGCCCAGAGCGGGUCGGCGCCGCCUCAGCCGGGUUUCUAGUCAAUCAUGAGCUUCUUGAGGGAGUCCAGGUACGCUGGGAUGAGGGAGCUGACGGACUCGUUGUCGUCGUUGAGGAUCUUCUCUCCUCUACCCUCUGAGCCCACAGAGCUGGGUGACCUGACCAGGCGGGGGUACGGGGUGCUAUAACCCUGGUGGAGCACAAACAGACCUCGUUAUUCACUCAUUACUCAGAAAAACACCACCUCUGGGAUUUCAUGUUUUCAUGUAACAUCUUUU